Messenger RNA from Alternaria burnsii, 1278 nucleotides. Its product is annotated as cyclin-domain-containing protein. Gene Ontology annotation, cellular component: cyclin-dependent protein kinase holoenzyme complex; nucleus. Gene Ontology annotation, molecular function: protein kinase binding; cyclin-dependent protein serine/threonine kinase regulator activity. Gene Ontology annotation, biological process: regulation of cyclin-dependent protein serine/threonine kinase activity. Bases 1 to 1278 code for a protein of 425 amino acids. NCBI's taxonomy places the organism in Eukaryota, Fungi, Ascomycota, Dothideomycetes, Pleosporales, Pleosporaceae. The transcript is spliced from 2 exons. The record is from RefSeq and is a predicted model, not a curated record.
AUGAUCACUUCCUCACCCACAAUCUCGCAACCUCCCUCGCCGAACACGACCUUCCACACGCCUAGCCACCGCCCGUACCAUGCCUCGAGACGCACAUCGGCAUCCUCCAACGCCCACUCGCCCCGCUUUGCCGUGACCACCGUACCCUCACGGCGGUUCGACGCGCCGCCCACCCCAAAGCCCACCUUCUCGGCGCCGUCCCCAGUGCCCACCUUUGCGCCUUCCCCCCAGGGCCGCAAGAGAAGCUACGCAGACAAGGGAACACAAUACUCGCCCUCUGGGUUUCCCCCCACCUACCGGCCCCAGCCCAGCGACAACACCAGCGCCGAUAACGGCGCCGACACCAUCGCGCUCGACCACGACCACGACCACGACCACGACCGCGACCACAAAGAAGCCGGCUCGACGUCUUCGAGUGCUCCCGCAAUUGCGCCUGCACAGCGGGGGGAGACCUCCGCCGCGCCUGUCGUCACGGAGCCUCCCGAGCCCCAAGUGCGGGUUACUCCGCAGCCCGUGACGCCCGCCUACAAUGUACAGCCCCAGGGGCGCCGCAUGUCGCACGAGAGCGCGCAUUCGGAAGCAGAGCCGGCCGUCGUGUCCAAAGAGUCCAGCACUGUCCUGCAGGUCCCGGCCUCGCCAGCUAAGAGAGCAAGGCCGCAGGAGCCCGACGUCAAGGUCAUGCCUCUCCAGUAUGAGACGUGCGAUGUGAAAGACCUCGGCGUGCUCAUCUCCGACAUGCUUAUGGAGCUGGUGCGCCUGAACGACGGCUAUCCGCUGCGGGAUGGAACGCUCACAAGAUUCCAUUCGAGAGCCCCGCCUGGCAUCUCAGUACGCGACUACCUCUCUCGCCUUAUAGUGCAUGCUACGCUGUCUCCGCCCAUUCUCCUCUCCAUGGUCUUCUACGUAGACAAGCUGUGCGCCAUGUACCCCGCUUUUACAAUCAGCAGCCUUACCGUGCAUCGCUUCCUCAUAACUGCUGCUACGGUCGCGGCCAAGGGCCUUAGUGAUAGCUUCUGGACCAACAGCCUGUACGCAAGGGUUGGCGGCGUCAGUGUUCGUGAACUGGCGCUACUAGAGCUCGAGUUUCUGCGGAGGCUUGAAUGGCGCAUUGUUCCAAAGCCAGAGGUACUCGUAGACUACUACAAAGGCCUGGUCGACCGUGGGACUGGAUACGUUGUAGAGAAAGAGCCGGAAUCAGGACCGACUGUCAGCUCAACCCAGAUGCCCAAUCCCACCGGAUCUGCGACAGGCAUACACACCAAUCAAUCAGGCGUAUAA